Gastrolobium bilobum is the source of this 1665-nucleotide messenger RNA. Its product is annotated as probable protein phosphatase 2C 4. The transcript is spliced from 5 exons. The coding region runs from base 1 to 1665 and encodes 554 amino acids. The record is from RefSeq and is a predicted model, not a curated record. Gene Ontology annotation, biological process: protein dephosphorylation. Gene Ontology annotation, molecular function: protein serine/threonine phosphatase activity. NCBI's taxonomy places the organism in Eukaryota, Viridiplantae, Streptophyta, Magnoliopsida, Fabales, Fabaceae.
AUGGGUAACAGAAUCGGAAAGGCCUGUCUCUGCAACGCCGGCGCCGGUGCCGGAGAUAUCUCCGGCAGUUUCGACAACAGGAUUAGUUCCCUCUCCAGCCAAUACAAUAAAACUCUUGGCAACUCCAUCUGCUACGUCAGACCGGAACCCAGUCGGUUCGCCGGCGAUGUGUCCUCCGAUGAUGACGUCACCCUCAUGACUUUCCGGUCAGUUUCCGGCGCCACUGUGAGUGCAAACUCGUUGUCAACACCUUCAACUUCUCUUGGAGAUUCUCUUCGGCACAGCACCGUUAUGGAUUCCUCUGCUUCGUUUGAAAGCUCUGGUUCCUUCACUCCAACAAUGGUGCCUCUGCAACUGCAACAUCGACAUGAUCCUCGUGGCUCCUCUGUGGGUAGCUCCAUGGAGAGAGGUUUAUCUUGGAAUCCUGUGAUGGGUCGCUUCAUGCCAAGUCCUCGUGAUCGUGUUUUGAAGGGUGACCCCAUUGAGAAAGUUUCUGAACCUGUGAAGAAACAGAAGAAAAGCUUGAAGCAAAUUCUGAGUAGAGCGUUUUUCAACACACUUUCGUUAGGGAAAAGGUUUGUUCCCAAGGAAAACGAGAAUGCUAAUAAUGCUAGAGUGAGUUGUAGCACUAGUUCGAGUGGUGAAUUGAGCUUGCAUGGUGUUGAGAGUGAUAAGUGUUUGGGUGGUGGCGGUGGGGAGCUUUUAAUGGGGUGUCAGAAUCUUCAUUGGGCUCAUGGGAGAGCUGGUGAGGAUCGUGUACAUGUUGUGAUUUGUGAGGAUCAUGGAUGGGUUUUUGUUGGGAUUUAUGAUGGGUUUAAUGGCCCUGAUGCCACUGAUUAUCUUCUUAACAAUCUGUUUUAUGCAGUGAAUGAUGAGCUCAAGAGUGUACUGUGUAGUAAAGCAAAAAGUGCAGCAGAUUCUAGCCACUCAGAUGUGUUACAAGCUCUUUCAGAGGCGUUGAGUAAGACUGAGGAUGCAUUUCUGAAGAUUGUUGAUGAGAUGAUUACUCAUAAUCCUGAGUUGGCUAUGAUGGGUUCUUGUGUUUUGGUAAUGUUGUUGAAAGGUGAAGAUGUUUACUUGAUGAAUGUGGGAGAUAGUCGUGCUGUCUUAGCUACUCAGACUGGGAAUUCCCUUCAACUCACAAUGGAGCAUAGCACUCACAUAAAAGAGGAGGUUUACAGAAUCAGGAAAGAGCACCCAGAUGAUCCUUCUGCAGUAACAAAAGGCCGGGUUAAAGGUUACUUGAGUGUCACAAGGGCUUUUGGUGUUGGGUUCCUUAAGAGGCCUAAACAAAAUAACGCACUAUUAGAGAGUUUCAAAGUUAGCUACAAGGGGGAAUCUCCAUACAUCACUUGUUACCCUUCACUCAACCAUCACAGGCUCAGCCCAAAUGACAAAUUCCUGAUAUUGUCUUCUGAUGGACUUUAUCAAUACUUCACCAAUGAAGAAGCAGUUACCAUGGUAGAGUCAUUCAUAACUUCAUGUCCAGAUAAAGAUCCUGCACAAUUUCUCAUUAAAGAAGCACUAAGUAGAGCAGCCAAAAAAGCAGGUAUCGAGUUCCAUGAGUUGCUUAAUAUCCCACAUGGGGAAAGGCGUCUUUACCAUGAUGACAUCUCUAUUGUCAUUAUCUCCUUGGAGGGAAAAAUAUGGCGUUCAUUAGCGUAA